Panonychus citri (citrus red mite) is the source of this 1480-nucleotide messenger RNA. RefSeq names its product 26S proteasome regulatory subunit 6B. Gene Ontology annotation, molecular function: ATP hydrolysis activity; proteasome-activating activity; ATP binding. The record is from RefSeq and is a predicted model, not a curated record. Gene Ontology annotation, cellular component: proteasome regulatory particle, base subcomplex. The transcript has 3 exons. Gene Ontology annotation, biological process: proteasome-mediated ubiquitin-dependent protein catabolic process. The coding region runs from base 124 to 1371 and encodes 415 amino acids. NCBI's taxonomy places the organism in Eukaryota, Metazoa, Arthropoda, Arachnida, Trombidiformes, Tetranychidae.
CUCAUUUGUUCCGGUAGGUGUCGCAACUGGAACGUGUGGAAAGCAACUUGAAACCUUAACCGUGACUCGAUUGUUUUUUAAAAUUGUUAAUUAAUUUUCUUUGAUUAAUUGUGAUUGUUAAUCAUGGCGACCAUUACUGAACCUUUCAUUAGUAAAAAGGAGGAUUUGAUAAGUCAAAUUGGUGUUAAAAUCUCUUCUGCUCAGGCUAAUGAAAAUGAUGAUCUUAAUGAUUUGUACACCAGAUUGAAGAAACUUCAACGACAAUUAGAAUUUCUUCAAGUUCAAGAAGAAUAUAUCAAAGAUGAACAGAAGAAUUUGAAAAAGGAGUAUCUUCAUGCUCAAGAGGAGGUGAAACGGAUCCAAAGUGUUCCAUUGGUAAUUGGACAAUUUUUGGAAGCUGUUGAUGUUAAUACUGGUAUUGUUGGUUCUACCACUGGAUCUAAUUAUUAUGUUCGUAUUUUGAGUACCAUUGAUAGAGAAUUGCUAAAACCUUCGGCUAGUGUUGCCUUGCAUAAACAUUCUAAUGCCUUGGUUGAUGUUUUACCACCUGAAGCUGAUUCUUCAAUUUCAAUGUUGAGACCCGAUGAAAAGCCUGAUGUCAGUUAUGCUGAUAUCGGUGGUUUAGAUAUUCAAAAACAAGAAAUCCGAGAAGCAGUUGAGUUACCAUUAACUCAUUUCGAGUUAUACAAACAAAUCGGUAUUGAUCCACCGAGAGGUGUUCUAAUGUAUGGCCCUCCAGGUUGUGGUAAGACAAUGUUGGCUAAAGCAGUUGCUCAUCACACCACCGCUGCUUUUAUCCGAGUUGUUGGCUCAGAAUUUGUUCAGAAAUAUCUUGGUGAAGGUCCUCGAAUGGUUCGUGAUGUCUUUAGAUUGGCAAGAGAAAACGCUCCAGCCAUUAUAUUUAUCGAUGAGAUCGAUGCAAUUGCAACCAAGAGGUUUGACGCUCAAACUGGUGCUGAUCGGGAAGUUCAGAGAAUCUUAUUAGAACUAUUGAAUCAAAUGGAUGGAUUCGACCAAAGCACCAAUGUAAAAGUAAUUAUGGCCACAAAUCGAGCAGAUACUCUUGAUCCGGCUUUACUUCGUCCUGGUCGAUUAGAUAGAAAGAUUGAAUUCCCGUUACCUGAUCGUCGGCAAAAGCGUCUAGUUUUUGCUACCAUAACCGCAAGAAUGAACCUAAGCGAUGAAGUGGACCUUGAAGAUUACGUCGCUCGACCCGAUCGUAUAUCAGGUGCCGAUAUAAACGCUAUUUGUCAAGAAGCCGGAAUGCACGCGGUCAGAGAGAAUCGUUAUGUUAUCUUACCAAAAGAUUUUGAAAAGGGUUACAAGAACAACACCAAGAGUGAUGAGACAGAACAAGAAUUUUAUAAAUAAUAACCUCUUACAAUCAAGUUUACAAUUAAAUUUUGAGUAAAUUCAAAUUCUCUUUUGACGAUCUAACAAAAACGAAACAUUUUCAUCAUUAAAACGAAAUAGAAAACAA